AUGCGAUUUCUUGUCACCGCAGCUCUGCUGGCCACCGCCGGUGCCGGCUCUCUGGCUUCGCGAAUCUGGGUCCGCACCGUCUACGAGUUCCCCGGCAGCUGGAUCGAAAACAUCGCCGUGCGCGACAACGGCAACCUCCUCCUCACCUUCCUGCUCCCCGAACCCGACCUAGUCGAACUGUGCAACCCAGCAUCCCACUCACCGACGCCCCGCCUAAUCCACCGCUUCGACCCCUUCCCGGGCCUGACCGGCAUAACCGAAACCUCCCCCGACGUCUUCGCCGUCAUCGCCGGCAACGCGCCCGACAUCGACAACCCGAGGUACUCCCUCUGGGAAGCCGACCUGACCUGCGACGAUGAGCCCAAAAUCACGCCGCUGAUCAAGCAUUUCCGCGAGGGCUGCCUCCUCAACGGCAUGACGACGCUGUCGCCCGCGUCCCGCCACUCCGACUGCAACGACGCCGUCGUCCUCAUCUCCGACAGCGCGGGCGGCGUCGUGCUCCACGUCGACCUCAAGUCAAAAAAGGUGUCGACCUUCCUCUACGACCCGCACAUCACCAUGGCGCCGCCGCCGGCCAACGCUUCUGCCGUGCCGUUCGGCGUCAACGGCCUGCGGUACCGGCCGCAGGACGGCUACCUGUACUUCACCAGCACCGACCGUCGGCUGCUGGCCCGCGUGCGGGCGGAUCCGGAUGAUAAGACUGCUUCCGGCCCCAUCGACGUGCUUAAUGCGGGUGGCGUGGCGGCCGACGACUUUGCGGUGCGGGAGGAGGGUGACUGCGGGAUUGUUGCGUACGAGACGAGCGGGGUGGAUGGGCUGGUGGUGAGGGUGGUGGUGAGGGAUGGCGAGACGGAGGUGCUGUUGGAGGGCGAGCUGCCGACGUCUGCGCAGUUUGGGAGGACGGAGCGGGACAGGGAUACGCUGUACGUGGUGACGAGGGACGCGAAGGUGUUUGCUAUUGGGGGGUUUUGA
Molecule: messenger RNA, 972 nt
Organism: Lasiodiplodia theobromae
Lineage: Eukaryota; Fungi; Ascomycota; Dothideomycetes; Botryosphaeriales; Botryosphaeriaceae
Product: Six-bladed beta-propeller-like protein
Exons: 1
Coding region: 1-972 (323 amino acids)
Source: RefSeq, a predicted model, not a curated record